Acaulospora colombiana is the source of this 224-nucleotide messenger RNA. The record is from the annotation of a GenBank genome assembly. NCBI's taxonomy places the organism in Eukaryota, Fungi, Glomeromycota, Glomeromycetes, Diversisporales, Acaulosporaceae.
AUGCUCUCUGGCACGGCCGGCAGUGCCUCUGCCCCCAGAUCCAAAGCGGGAUGCUGGACCUGCAGAAUCAGACAGGGAUGCGACGAACAACAGGACGACAAUGGAUCCUGCCAGGCCUGCGUCCGACUCGACAUCGAGUGUCUCGGAUGGGGCCAACGACGCCCAGACUGGUGCAGGGACAAGGACAAGUUGACCGAGUACAAACUCCGUCUCAAGCGCAAACU